UAUAGCUGUAGUUCCAAUUCCAUUAUUCACUAAAUUGGUAACUAAGUUUCUAAUAAAUCGAAUACCAAUUGAUGAGGUAUUAUUAAUACCAUUUACUGUACUAUUAGAAGACGUACCUGAGUUAGGCGCAAAUAAGUUUGUAAUUUUAUUAUUAAUUACAUCUAACCUUGUAGCGGUAGCUGCUGAGAUACUCAUUCCACGUGUAGUAUUACUAAUACCUGUUACUGCUAAAGUAGCGGCAUUGGAAUCAAUAAUAUUAUCUUGGAUAAAACAUAGUGUAGCUAUAGAAGGCGAACCCGUAGUAAUACCUGUAAUCGAAGACGUUCCUGUAAUUGCAGCCGUAACACCCGGAUGUACCGAGAAUGUCAAACGAUCAAUAAUAUUAUUGAUUCCUUAA
This is a messenger RNA of Mitosporidium daphniae, 397 nucleotides long. RefSeq lists its product as uncharacterized. The annotation marks the transcript as partial. Lineage: Eukaryota; Fungi; Microsporidia. The record is from RefSeq and is a predicted model, not a curated record. The transcript is spliced from 2 exons.